AUCGCCGCCCCGGGCGCCUAGGCCCGAGGCGGCGUCGGGGCCAGUACGACGCACGCAUGGAGAGCGCUGGGCGCCGGGCUGAGCACCGACGGCUAACCCAGACGCUCGGGCUCUGCGGGGCGGGAGCUUUGCAGAACCAACUGGUCUCCCGGGGCGCGGGGACAUGAGGCCUGGCCAGGAGCCCGCCGCGGGCGAAGCGCGCUGUGCGCAGCCCGGCCCGGGUCGCAGGUGAACUGCUCGGAGCCCCGGGACUCGCCCAUCUUCGGUGGCAGCAUGGUCUUCUGUCUGGAGAACGAGGAGCUGCACCUCCCGCUUCGAAGCACCAUGGUCCACUUCCAGGCCUCGGAAGUCCAGCAGCUGCUUCACAACAAGUUCGUGGUCAUCUUGGGGGACUCCAUCCAGAGGUCUGUGUACAAGGACCUGGUGCUCCUGCUCCAGAAAGACUCGCUGCUCACAGCUGCUCAGCUGAAAGCCAAGGGGGAGCUGAGCUUUGAACAGGACCAACUGGUGGCUGGGGGCCAGCUGGGUGAGCUGCACAACGGGACGCAGUACCGUGAGGUCCGCCAGUUCUGCUCGGGUUCUGGCCACCACCUUGUGCGCUUCUACUUCCUCACCCGCGUUUACUCCGAGUACCUCGAGGGCAUCUUGGAGGAGCUGACAUAUGGGCCUGCCCCGGACCUGGUGAUCAUCAACUCCUGCCUCUGGGAUCUCUCCAGGUAUGGCCGCUUUUCAAUGGAGAGCUACCGAGAGAACCUGGAGCGAGUGUUCGUGCGCAUGGACCAAGUGUUGCCAGACUCCUGCCUGCUGGUGUGGAACAUGGCAAUGCCCUUGGGGGAGCGUGUCACCGGAGGGUUCCUCCUGCCAGAGCUCCAGCCCCUGGCGGGUACUCUGCGGCGUGAUGUGGUUGAAGGGAACUUCUACAGUGCUACACUGGCUGGGGGCCACUGCUUUGAUGUCUUGGACCUCCACUUUCACUUCCGGCAUGCAGUACAGCACCGUCAUCGAGACGGUGUCCACUGGGACCAACAUGCACACCGCCACCUCUCCCACCUGCUUCUGACCCACGUGGCAGACGCCUGGGGCGUGGAGCUGCCCAAGCGAGACCAUCCCACUGACCCGUGGAUUGAGGACUGGCCAGAGAUGGAUCAUCAGUUCCAGGGAGGCCAUGGGCAGUCUCCAGACUUUGGGGAACAGCUGGCCUUGCCGCCACCCCCACCGUCUCCCAUACCCCCUCCCAUGGCUUUUCCCUAUCCCCUUCCUCAACCCUCCCCACCUCCCCUCUUUCCACCCCUGCCCCAGGAUGCCCCUUUUUUCCCAAGCCAGCCCUUCCCACCCCCUGAAUUCUUCAAUUACAAUCCAGUGGAGGACUUCUCAGUGCCAUCCCACUUAGUCUCGUGCAUUCAAGUGUACACGCACUGUUCAUCCACUCUGGAGAUAGACGCGUCAUUUUCGGCACAUAGUAGAUACUCAGUGAUUGGAACUAAUCAGAAGCAUCCAAGCCCACAUGUGAGACAAUUAGAAACCCAUUGUAUCAUUUAUAUUAUGUAUGAUGGGAGCAAAGCUAAAAGAGACCAGCUUAUUUGGUGAUGCAGAGAGACAGAAGAGACAAAGGAGAAGAAAUCCAGAAACCGAAGAUCUCCGCCAGGGGGCGAGCUUUGCACCGUUGAUCGCUCCGUCCAUACCUGGGAUUGUGGUCAAAGCUUCGAGACCUCUGGCGCCUCUUCGGUGUGGAUGCUCACUGCUUCCCGAUCCGGGCUGGGCAGGGAUUUCCCUCCCAGCCUCAGGCCCUCGCCCGACCCCUUCUGUCCCAUGGGCAAAGCUUUCCCCUCAACACCCUCCAGCAGUCGUCCUCCCCUCUCCCGCGCACCUGAGACUGGAAAGGGGAGAGCACAGUGCUCCCCACACACCCACCCCUCCACAGCGCUGUCCAGUCUCAUAAUACUAGGCACUCCCGCAGCCUCGGUGGCCCCUCUCUCCCCUGUGGGCUCCUGCCUCUGCGGGUGCUCGCAGGCUGCCUCAUCUCCGGGAUGGCCUCAUCUCCUCCGGGAUGGCCUCAUCUCCUCCGAUGUGGCCAGGGGCCGCUAGGCCCAUGAGCUGCUCCCCGACCCCCAGCCUUGCAUAGCCCCAGCAUAGCUUCCCCUUGCUCUGCACCCCUGAGUCUGGGGGAGAGUGCCCUCUCCCAGCUUCCACAACUGGGCCUCGAAGGCCCCCAAGAGCCACAAGGCUUCCUCCUGGCCCACAACCUCUGUCACACACAGCCCAGGUCUUCACUGAGGCACCAUCUCCAGGGGUUCCCACCACCAGCAGGCACCCCCUGGUGCCACCCUCUUGAGUCCUCUUACAUCCCACCUGCUCCUUCUCUGCUCAGGGUUUCUUGGGAUGGAGGGAAAUCCUACUGGGCAUCCCUGCUCCUAGGAACCCCCCAGUGUGUGCCACUGUGGGUCCCCUCUACUUAGAUGCAAGGCCUCUAGCUACUGAGCCUACUCUGCUAGGCUCCAGAUCCCCCACCCCCUGACUUGAUUAUGUUUCUGGUCAGGCCAAGUGGGUUGAUGGAUCCCUGGCAGCUCCAGCCACCUCAGAGCUGGCUGCAGGGUAGAGUAGGGGAGGGCAGGCAAAAGUAGCACCAGCUACUCAAUGCAACAAGCGCUCCCUUGCUGGCCCACACAGAAAAGGCUUAGCACGUCUUCCUUCUAGCAUGUCCGCUCUCCUAGGGCUUGCGUUUUAACUGAGUGGAUUAUUUGGUCUUUAAAGGAACUUCAGGAAUUAUGUUGACUAUCAUUUUUUUUUUGUCUCUGCAAGAUCCUUGGCUUUAUUCCCCUCUAUCUCUAUCUCCCUCCCAU
Molecule: messenger RNA, 2840 nt
Organism: Tupaia belangeri chinensis (Chinese tree shrew)
Lineage: Eukaryota; Metazoa; Chordata; Mammalia; Scandentia; Tupaiidae
Gene: PCED1A
Product: PC-esterase domain containing 1A
Exons: 9
Coding region: 274-1587 (437 amino acids)
Source: RefSeq, a predicted model, not a curated record